CUUGAGAAACGUGACUGAGAUUACCAGAUAAUUUUCUGAAGAGUCAUUUGGUAAAGUAAUAAGAUCAAUUUCCAAAUUUGGCCUCAUUAAUAUUACAGUCUUUUAUUUAUUAAUUUAAGAGAAUAAAUUCAAUUAUAUAUACGCAACAUCUUAAAGUUAUGUUAAGACACUCAGUAAGAAGAUUCACAACUACUCGGUUGCACUUUAUUGCCAACAAAUUAAAAACUUCCGAUCUUAACCAACAAACUCUUGAAGCAAAGUAUGCUGUCAGAGGACAUAUACCUAUCAAGGCAGACGAAUUAAGUCAACAUAUUUUGGAAAAUCCUGAUGAUCAUGGUCUCCCAUUUGAAAGUAUCAUUAGUGCCAACAUAGGAAAUCCUCAACAACUUGAUCAAAAGCCACUUUCAUGGUAUAGACAAGUUCUUUCUAUUCUUCAAUAUCCUCAUAUUUUGGAUUUGGCUCUGUCUAAAGGUGUUAAGGAAUUGUUCCCACAAGAUAUCAUUAAGAGGGCCAGCACACUUUUGAAGGAUGUUGGAUCAAUUGGUGCUUAUUCUCAUUCACAGGGUACUCCAGCCAUUAGAAAAUCUGUCGCAAAGUUUAUCUCUGAUAGAGAUGGUUACCCUGCUGACCACAACAAAAUCUUCCUUACUAGUGGUGCUUCAGCAGCGGUUUCAUAUCUAUUACAAAUUCUCUCUCGUGAUGAAAAUAGUGGAUUUUUAAUUCCAAUCCCUCAAUAUCCAUUAUAUACUGCAUCUAUUGCUUUGAAUAAGGCAAAGCCAAUUUGUUACUACUUGAAAGAAGAAACUAACUGGUCUACUGAUCCAGUUGCUAUCAGAAAGUCUAUCGAAGAGGAAAAGGCAAAAGGUAUCGAUAUCAAGGCCUUGGUCGUGAUUAACCCAGGUAAUCCAACUGGGGCCAUUCUUGAAGAAUCCGACAUUGCCGAUUUGAUAGAUAUUGCAGCUGACCAUGGAAUGGUUUUAAUUGCAGAUGAAGUGUACCAAGAAAAUGUAUUCACUGGUAAGUUUGUUUCAAUGAAGAAGGUAUUAUCUUCCUUAUUAGAAAAGGACCCUAAGAGAUACAGCAAUGUUCAAUUAGCUUCAUUGCAUUCGACUUCUAAGGGUGUUUCUGGUGAAUGUGGUCAACGUGGUGGAUACAUGGAACUCAUUGGAUUCUCUUCUGAAGUCCAAGAUGUCAUUUUCAAAUUGGCUUCUAUUAAUUUAUGUUCUGUAGUUUCGGGCCAAGCAUUGAUGGAAUUGAUGAUCAACCCUCCAAAGGAAGGUGAACCAUCGUUUGCAUUAUACAAGAAGGAAACUGACACAAUUCACGAUGACUUGCAAUCAAGGGCCGAUGCAUUAUAUGAUGCAUUUGUUGCCAUGGAUGACAUUACCUGUAAUAAACCAGCUGGGGCAAUGUACUUGUUUCCAAGAUUACAUUUCUCUCCAGAACAAUAUCCUGAGUUAUUUACUGAAUCCGAAGAAGCUGGUAUUCCUCCAGAUGAUGUCUACUGUAUCAAGUUGUUGGAAAAGACAGGUAUUUGUUGCGUGCCAGGAAGUGGGUUUGGACAGGUUCCAGGAACAUAUCAUUUGAGAACAACAUUCUUACCUCCAGGAAAGGAAUGGGUUGCCAGAUGGGAAAAGUUCCACCAAGAAUUCGUUAAGCACUAUAAGAAAUAGUUAAAUUCAG
[Candida] anglica is the source of this 1683-nucleotide messenger RNA. NCBI's taxonomy places the organism in Eukaryota, Fungi, Ascomycota, Pichiomycetes, Serinales, Debaryomycetaceae. The record is from the annotation of a GenBank genome assembly.